Molecule: messenger RNA, 732 nt
Organism: Chenopodium quinoa (quinoa)
Lineage: Eukaryota; Viridiplantae; Streptophyta; Magnoliopsida; Caryophyllales; Amaranthaceae
Exons: 1
Coding region: 1-732 (243 amino acids)
Source: RefSeq, a predicted model, not a curated record
AUGUCUUUCAUUUCCUCCACCUCAAGCUCUAGUUCUUCUGAUUUCUCAAAUAACGUUGAAUUUGAUCGGUUAGUUGAUGAUUAUGUUGCUAACCACCUACCACAUAUUUUAAUUCCCGAAGACUCACCACAAGAAUUCCAGCUUAAUAAUGAUAUAGCAAAUGUCCCGGAGCCUAAAAGGGAUAGGGAAAGAGAAAAAGGGCAUGUGCAACUAUAUAACGAUCAUUUUGCGAGUAACGCAGUGUAUAACGACAACCAAUUCCGCCGUAGAUUUCGUAUGCAAAGAUCUUUGUUCUGUCCCAUUAUGAAUAAGGUGGUUGAAGGGGAUCAAUUCUUCCAACAACGUCGGAAUGCAGCUGGAAAGCUUGGUUUAUCACCGUUGCAGAAAUGCACCGCUGCAAUAAGAAUGUUAGCGUAUGGCGUAGCCCCUGAUGUCGUGGAUGAAUAUCUUCGUAUAGGUCAAACAACCUCAAGGAAUGCAUUGCAACAUUUCUGUCAGGGGGUUAUUACACAUUUUGAAAGUGAAUAUCUACGUAAACCUACAGAUGAAGAUCUAAGGAGAAUCCUUCACCAAAAUGAAUUGCGUGGGUUUCCAGGCAUGGUUGGUAGUAUAGAUUACAUGCAUUGGGAGUGGAAGAAUUGUCCUACGGCUUGGAAAGCACAAUAUGUUGGUCGUAGCAAAACUGCAACCCUCAUUCUUGAAGUCGUUGCUGAUCAAGAUUUAUGGAUUUAG